AUGGCCGAAAACACAGACGAGGGAAAUUCACACUCUGGAGAUCCAACUUUUGAUCACGUAGGAGAGGAUAACGAUCACUGGCUUCGAGGUCAAGCCCUUCAAGACGACUUACGACUGCUUGCUCCUGCCUCGACUUUCGGAGACCUCUGCUUCUUUGGCCCAGACCAUAAUUUUGACACAGCUAACGACCCGACAUUUGUCAUUAUCAGCAAGGCAGUUGAAGAUGGAACUAAGAUUGACGACGGUAUCUUUGGCGAACAAAACACCAGGAAAGGCAACACUGGCGUGGAAGAUACUUGUGUAAACGAUAGCGGCAUGGACAACACCGGCGAAGACAACACUGACAAGGCUUCUACGAAGCCCCAAGAAUACAACUUACUCGGUUGGCUUGCGACUGAAGAAGAUCAAAAACUUCCCCCCUCGGCAUACGCACAUCCGGGUUACUCUAUGUUUCUUGGCGAUUCUCGGUCUCCUAUUGGUAUAGGCAUCGAAACUCGAGAUUCCCUAGAGAUCCUUGCUGCCAAAGAUCUUCUCUUCGCGUUCAUGUAUUCGGUGGCGGCAACAAUAAAAGAACCUCUUGAGUCCAAGAUCGACUGUUGGCCGCCGGAGACAACCCAGGUCGACCUCAAGCUCAGGACACAUGGCAGAACGCAUCUGAGCGAGCUGAUCAAAAGCUUUAAUCAACUGGGUUUCGGGUCUCCCCACGAGGCCGCGGGUACCAUCUUGGCACCUCUGAGCCUGGCAGGAAAGCUGCCUUCCUACGAUAUUUUCAAGAGGAUAACCCAGGAGAUCAUUGCUAGCCGUUCAAAGUCUUGUUGGGAAUUUCUAGACGAUGAAAUCUGGAUCUCGACAUUCUCGAAUUUGAGAAAUCUUUAUACUGGUUACGACAACAUUGGUUUCAAAUGGAUGCUGGUGCUAUUGGUGAACAUUAUUCACGACCUCAACUCCAUCCACAACUUCCGAAAGAUAGAGGGCGUCGACGACAACACAAAAUUGCAGUUGAAGCUAUUUUCUUUCGGCCGCAGAUUUCUUGAGACUUUCAAAUACGAUGACCAGAAAUCGUUAUCUCGUCUUGCGCAGUUUUACAUAGCGCAAGGUCGAGACCCGAGGCUGUUGUCAAGACUAGAGGAGUUCUGCGCUGGUGAGGAGCUGGCAUUAUGGCCGUUACAGCUCGAGGGCGUCUUUCAGCACUCGCGAGCCACACUAAAGUCUUGGACCGGAUCAACGGAUUUCUUCAAACUUUCCCAGACACACUUCAAGGCCAUGAGGGGUGAAGCUGUGGAUAAAGACGACGCGAUCAGGUCAGCUGACGCGAGAGAUAUCUUCGGCGCGACACCCCUACACUAUGCUGCAUCUGUGCCGAGUUCAACCGCCAUAAGCACACUCCUAGAGGAAGGAGCGGAUGUGAAAGCCGAAGAUCUUCGCGCGUAUACCCCAAUGCACUAUGGAUUCGGUUAUGGAGACUGGAACAACGUGGAAAUGCUUUGCAAACAUGCCAGAAACCUGCAGAAGCAGACCAAUCCGUAUGGGUCAUGGGAGAUGAAUACCAUGACACGAGGAACAGAUGGAGCGUAUCCCAUGCAUGUUGCAGCUGCACAGAACAACAAAGAUGUUAUAAGAGCUUGUUUAGAUAACAAGUCUUUGAUUGAAGAUAGGAUUUGGUACCGGGCCGACUUCCAGGGCCGAACUCCAAUACACUGGGCUGUGAUCGCAGGGCAUAUUGAAGUCGUUGGGAUGCUCUGGUCGUGUUCGAUUCGCAGAGUCUACGGCAAUGGAGACAACCAUGGUUGGAAAUGCCUUCACUUGGCGGUUUUACACAACAAAGUCGACAUACUCAGGAGAUUGUGCGAACUCUCAGCCGACAUCAGAGAGAAGGACAACGACGGCAGGACACCUCUAGCGCUGGCAUGCAAACAUAAGAGACUAGAAGCCACCAGGAUAUUGCUUGAUUGCCUUCUCAAGGACCAGAACGUGAAGAAGGCUCGACAGAUCAUCAACGCAGCCGACAAGGACGGUAACACCUCGUUGCACCUAUCUCGCCUUAACGAAAACUUCGAGAUCGAGAACGAGCUUCUGCGCGCGGGAGCAGAUCGGAACAUUCAGAAUGAGCAAGGACAGACCGCACAUGAGAUAGUAUACAAACAAAGGCACCGAAGACACAGAUAG
Messenger RNA from Colletotrichum karsti, 2166 nucleotides. RefSeq lists its product as uncharacterized. NCBI's taxonomy places the organism in Eukaryota, Fungi, Ascomycota, Sordariomycetes, Glomerellales, Glomerellaceae. Gene Ontology annotation, molecular function: protein binding. The transcript has a single exon. Bases 1 to 2166 code for a protein of 721 amino acids. The record is from RefSeq and is a predicted model, not a curated record.